AUGAUCUUAUACGGUCUACCAUACAGUGGCCAUUUGUUAGCUGCUCAUGAUCCUUCGGCAUUAAACGAUGUUUUGGGUACAAUUGAAGUUUAUAUGACGAAACGGCAACGCACCCAUGUAUCACUGCUACGUGUAUGGGAAUCAGACGAUCCUCAUCCACAGGAAGAUUCUCUGGAUUGUCUCUGGGCUCAAAUAUGCAAUCUUCGAGGUGCAGGUUGGGUGGAGAAGGUGACAUGGAGACUAUACGAUUCUUUUCCAAGUUUAAGAGAACAUGGUCAACCUCAUAAAUUGUCACCUCUUACACCUCCAGAUUAUGACACAGAGGUGAUAUACCCUCUUCCUUCUGUUGUUUUUCGAAUGUUUGACUACACAGAUGUAAUAGAUCAAGAUGAGAAUGAUAUCAUUCCCAAUUCCGAAUCAUCUUCAGAUCCCAUGAAGUCAGCUAGGGAAACUCAUGUUCUCCCUGGAGCUCAUACUAUUGAGCGGUUCCUCAUCGAUGAACACUUGGCUAUUUUGAUGAAUAAUUUAAGUUUCAACAGAGUUAUGUGUGCCAAAGCCUUGCUAGGACUCAAAACUCGAGCAAAAGUCGCUCUAAAUUAUAUGAUCAUUGAAGCUAUUUUUGCUGGAAUGUUUACUUUACCUCGUCCACCUGUCCAACAUGGUAAUCUUCUGUUCUAUGGCAGUUUGCUUAUUCAAUUAUGUCACGAAGCUGGUAAAACCAUCCCUCUUGUGGUGGCUCAAGCGGCUGAAGUUGUAUUUGAACGUUUAGAAAACAUGAAGCCCGUCUGUAUUGGAAGAUUCAUUGAAUGGUUUUCGUAUCAUUUAAGUAAUUACCAACUGCAAUGGGGCUGGAGAGAAUGGUCAUCAUGUCUUACACAAGAACCUAUGUCUCCUCAAAGACGUUCAAUCACAGAAACUUUGUGUCGAUUGAUACGUUUCUCUUACUAUGAAAAUGUGAAACGUCUAUUGCCAAAAUCAUUUUAUAUCCUUUUACCACCUCAACCUACUGUUAUUAAUAAGUAUGAAAAGAAUCCAGAAUUACCAUCUGCGCGUGCAUUCCUACGACUUGUUGACUCAAUGCGAUCACGUCUUGAGCCUCAAAACAUCCUGAGGAUUGCUGAAAAUGCCGCUCAUUGUAAUAGUCGACGUCGUUCAAUUUCAGAACCAUUUGAUGACGAUGGCUCUAGAACUGAGGAAAAGGAUGAUGAUGAAGAUGAAUCUAGUGAUAACAGUGAAUCUCAACAUAGUGAUGAGGAACGCCGUGGAAGAAGCCCUAUUGACACUAUUCCUUUAUCAGACCCUGAGUUUGAUGAUCUAGAUGAUUCAGAAUCUGGUAAACAAGCAAUGCGUGCACGUCUUAAAGCACGUCGACGAAUGCUACGAGAAAGUGCUAUGAAGCGAAAAAUGAAUCUCUCAUCAAACGAUAAGCAUAAUGAAAUCUUGGGAAUAAAAGGGGAUACUGUUGAAAAGUCACCAUAUACUCCACCUCCAGUGACUGAACUUUCUCCUGGUGUAACCAAUUUGUCUAUUGAAUUGUUCUUUUCUGCUCUAUUAAUUGCUGGUCAUAAAACAAUAAGUCACACAUUUGCAUUCAUUAAAAAGUAUGCUGGCGUUAUCCGUACUCUUACAUCGACAGUUGAGACGCAGGUGGAGGCUUUACAUGUGAUUCAAGCAGUAUGGGCUAAUAAUCCGCAAAUGAUUGUCAUCAUUACAGAGCAUAUGUGUCGUGUUGGUCUAAUUGACCCGGAAGCUGUUGUACGAUGGGCGUAUUCCCCCAUAAUGACAUCACUAACAGACAAUACCAUCAACUUGAACUCAGCGAGUGCUCGUCCGAAAAUUUUGGACUUUUAUGUAUGGGAAUGUUUGAGUCGAACACUGAUUCGUGUCGGUAGGCGUGUGGCUCGCAUUACAGGUCGAUUAGAAUUGGCUAAAGAAAAUGUGGAAGUAGAAAGACGUCGAUCCCCGUACUCUACUCCUGAUCGAGAUGAAGCUGAUCAAGGGGAACAUCCUGGCGGUUUUGUACGCAAUGGAGGUGAUGAUAGUUCAUUCUUUAAAAAACCAAAAGACUCCAUUUCUGGAAGAUUGAGAAGGAAUGAUAACCGAAAAUUGAUAGCAGGCUGUGAGUUGGUUUCCUCAUCAGAUGAUGAAGCAUAUGGGGGAGGAAAAGAUAAUGCUGAUGGUAGAGUAGCGCGGCUUGAAGAAGCUAGAUGUGAAGCUGUUCGUAGUCAGUGCGCUGUCAUUACACUACUGUUGCAUCGUCAUGCUAGACUAACAGCCGAACUUGCAGCUGAAAUUUCAGGGUCUACUCUGGAUCAUUCAUUAGCUUCAGAAUCGUCAUUCUUCUUACAUGAAACAAUUCAACCUACGAGUUUAUCUGAACAAGCUUUACGAAACAUUAUGUUCUGGCUUAAAGGUCGUUUAGUACAGGUAGUGCUUGAGCAUUGUGAUCAGUUAAUACCUUACCUUGACAAUUUGGAUGAAUUCAUUUGUGGAGCUCAUCCUGAAGUCCAAGAUGUGUUCCAACAGUUACGCUCUCUCUACGCAUAA
This is a messenger RNA of Heterobilharzia americana, 2547 nucleotides long. Lineage: Eukaryota; Metazoa; Platyhelminthes; Trematoda; Strigeidida; Schistosomatidae. The record is from the annotation of a GenBank genome assembly.